UUGUCAUCAGGUCAAUCGGUCAUACCUCACAUGAUCAAUUGUGAGUUGUGACAUUAUUUUCCCAAGUCCCUCUCAUUCCUACCUGCUCCCUUCACGAAAUACAUUUGUCUACUAUCAACUCUGACAAACCUCACAAAUACUUAAAUGAAGCAAAUUCCACGAUCCCAUCAACCUCUUUAUUCUAAUACAAUUCUCAAUUUCAAAAGUCAGACCAAUUUAUAAAAAUCCUCCCACUAAUUCCAGCAUCGCCAACAACUAUAUUUCACACCCAAAACAAAAAGAAUUUCAAAAUAUAGAGAGAAAAGAUGCAGAAAGAAAAAACAGAAGAUGAAAAUCCACUGUUACCCUUAGAAUUAGAGCAUCAAAAACAACAACAACAGCAGCAGCUAAGUCUAAUUAAGGAAUUCAAUCACGAAUCAAAGAAACUAUGGAGUAUUGCCGGGCCUGCAAUUUUCACAGCUGUAUGUCAAUACUCAAUGGGCGCUCUAACACAGACUUUUGCGGGCCAAGUCGGUGACCUUGAGCUUGCUGCGGUUUCCGUCGAAAACUCCGUUAUCGCUGGUCUUGGCUUCGGAGUCAUGCUUGGAAUGGGCAGCGCAUUGGAGACUUUAUGUGGGCAAGCAUUUGGUGCAGGGAAGCCCAAAAUGUUAGGGGUUUAUAUGCAGAGAUCAUGGGUUAUCUUAUUUGCCACUGCUUGUCUGCUGACCCCACUUUAUACAUACUCGCCUUACAUUCUUCAACUCUCUGGGAAUACGCCAGAAAUCUCGCAAGCUGCUGGAAAAUUUGCUUUGUGGAUGAUACCUCAACUGUUUGCCUAUGCUUUCCAUUUCCCUAUACAAAAAUUCCUGCAAGCACAGAGGAAAGUGUUUGUGAUGGCGUGGGUGUCUGCUAUUGUGUUGGUAAUCCAUGUGUUCUUUAGUUGGCUAUUUAUGCUCAAGUAUGGGUGGGGCUUGGCUGGAGCAGCAGUUGUGCUCAAUGGAUCAUGGUGGCUGAUCGUCAUUCUACAGCUUAUCUACAUUUUUGCCACUAAGUCAGAUGGUGCUUGGAGUGGAUUCUCCUGGCUAGCAUUUGCUGACUUGUGGGGUUUUGUGAAGCUCUCCUUGGCAUCUGCUGUGAUGCUAUGCUUGGAGUUUUGGUAUUUGAUGGUGCUAGUGGUUAUCGUAGGUUCUCUUCCCGACCCUUUAAUACCUGUGGAUGCCAUCUCCAUUUGCAUGAAUCUACAAGGAUGGGAUGCCAUGAUUGCAAUAGGAUUCAAUGCUGCGAUCAGUGUAAGAGUAUCAAACGAACUUGGAGCCGGUAAUUAUAGAAACGCAAAGAUCUCGGUGACAGUAGUUUCAAUAACUUCAGUGGCUAUAGGGUUUGUUGCCAUGUUAGUGGUGCUUGCAACUAGAGACUCUUUCCCUUACCUUUUUACAACAAGCGAUGCUGUGGCAAAGGAAACUACAAGGAUUUCAAUCUUGUUGGCGUUCACAGUUCUUCUCAAUAGCCUUCAACCAGUCUUAUCAGGGGUUGCCAUUGGAGCGGGUUGGCAAUCACUUGUUGCAUACAUCAACAUUGCGUGUUACUAUCUUUUUGGGCUUCCUGCUGGCAUUGUUCUUGGAUUCAAGUACGGACUUGGAGGAAUGGGUGUUUGGGGAGGAAUGAUUGGCGGAAUCUGUUUGCAAACCAUUAUCUUGAUAGUAAUUACAGCUUUCACAAAUUGGAAGAAGGAAGUGGAUGAAGCAGAGAGUAGAGUGCGAAAAUGGGGAGGAUCAGCGUCAUUUGACUGAUUUUGGGCAAUGCAUGGAGUGAAGGAGAUAAUAACUGUGGGAUGACUCGUCCUAAAAGGAAGAUAACACAUAUAUUACGUUGCAAUCCCUGCAUAUGCGAUCAACAGAAGAUGGUCAUAUCUUCAUAUGGAUUUAUGUGUUACCUCAGCCAAGAAGACCUGGAUAAUAUUUGAACCAAAAUGAGCUGAUUAUACAUGAGAAGUGUCGAGAGAUGUCAGCUACAAUUUGUAAAGGAUUAUAGACGCCGAGACGUGUAUCUUAAUGGACUUAACUUGAUUUUUUGUAUUGACGUGGUAUAAAGGUUAUUGUGGUCAUUCUUUGAAAGCAAUUCGACGGUGUACUUGUGAUCACGGAUGUAAAAUGUUUUUUUUUUCCUUUCUGUGGACCAGUAAUUAUCAAUUGUUCGAAAAUGUUAUUACGUGUUA
This is a messenger RNA of Beta vulgaris subsp. vulgaris (sugar beet), 2194 nucleotides long. RefSeq names its product protein DETOXIFICATION 33. Gene Ontology annotation, biological process: xenobiotic detoxification by transmembrane export across the plasma membrane. The record is from RefSeq and is a predicted model, not a curated record. The transcript has 9 exons. Gene Ontology annotation, cellular component: membrane. Lineage: Eukaryota; Viridiplantae; Streptophyta; Magnoliopsida; Caryophyllales; Amaranthaceae. Gene Ontology annotation, molecular function: antiporter activity; xenobiotic transmembrane transporter activity. Bases 306 to 1769 code for a protein of 487 amino acids.